GGCGACUAACAUGGAUAUUGCAAAUCAGUUGGUUGCCCAGGGGCAGUUCAGGGUGCUGAAAGUCCCAUUGGGCUUCAUCAAAAUCUUAGAAUGGGUGUUUGCCAUCUUUGCGUUCUCCACCUGUGGGAGUUACUCCGGCUCCUUCAGGAUGAGCGUGGAGUGCAAGAACAGAUCCGACAGUAACCUGAAAAUAGACGUUGACUUUGAGUAUCCCUUCAGGCUCCAUCAAGUGUAUUUCAACGCUCCUACCUGCAAGAAUGGCCAGUCCGAUCGUUUCUUCCUGGUUGGUGAUUACUCCUCUUCAGCAGAGUUCUUCGUCACCAUCGCCGUUUUCGCAUUUCUGUACUCCAUGGCAGCUCUCAGCAUCUACAUAUUUGCCUUUGAGAAGUACAGAGAGAACAAUAAAGGACCACUAAUCGAUUUCGGUGUGACAUGCGUAUUCACCUUCAUGUGGCUGGUGAGCUCGGCAGCCUGGGCUAAGGGCUUGUCGGAUGUCAAGACGGCUACCGACCCAGAGAAGGUUCUGGAUCUGAUCCCUGCCUGUGAAAACAGUGGCAACCGAUGCCGUGAAGUUUACGACCCUGUCAUGUCUGGUCUUAAUACUUCUGUCGUCUUUGGCUUCCUCAACCUGAUCUUGUGGACGGGUAACCUGUGGUUUGUGUUCAAGGAGACUGGGAUCGUGGCACCGUUUAUGCGCCAGCAGCCUGCCCAGGAGAAGCAGCCCGCCCCUGACUCCUACGGACAGGCAGGUUACGGGCAGCAGGACCCGUAUGCCGGUUCCCAGGGAGGCUACCAGCCCGACUACAGCCAGCAAGGCUACAAUCAGGGUGGAGACUACGGCCAGGGCGGAUAUGAACAGCAGGGGGCACCCACCUCCUUUUCCAACCAGAUGUGA
Danio rerio (zebrafish) is the source of this 895-nucleotide messenger RNA. It is a transcript of the gene sypa, whose product is annotated as synaptophysin a. The record is from RefSeq and is marked provisional. Gene Ontology annotation, cellular component: synaptic vesicle membrane; membrane; synaptic vesicle. Lineage: Eukaryota; Metazoa; Chordata; Actinopteri; Cypriniformes; Danionidae.